UAGCCAUUUAAGUGUGACAGGUUUGUUUGAAACAUAUAAGUAAAUUAAAAUGAUAUAGUGAGUCAUUUUAACUUUCAGACAAGCUUAUAAAAUUAGUGUCGCAUGUUAAGCAACAGAAUGAUCACAUAUUAGCAUGGAUUGCUAAACAAAAUAUCAACACCACAAGUGUUAUGACCCCUGAUGACCUCCCCUUUUCAUUUCCACUUGAAAGUUUUGAUGAGCUGAAUGAAUUUGAUGAGUAUAUAAGGAAUAAUAUUGACAAGUUCAAAGCAUUGGAAUCAUACUUAUCGACAUUAGGGGGAAAGAGCAUUACUUCUAUAACAAAUCGAAUCAUUAAACAUCUUUUAUCAGAUGUUUUAACAGUUGAGUUCAAUUAUUUUGGACAGAGAUCUCUUAAAAGGCCAUUUUGUGACUUGACGUUGAAAAAUUUGAUAGUGGGAGAUAUCAAAAAGAGCCAUCCCAAUUCAACAAACAAAGAAAUUGAAGAUCAUAUAUGUAUUAUAGGUAGUGUCAUAACCAUGUCAACUUAAGACGUCAUUUCGCCUAUUAGUUGUGUCGUCUUUAAAACGUCAUUUUUAUCGUCCAAGUAACGUCAUAAUAUGAAACAAGACGUCAUUUUGCCUGUGACAAUAGGUCGUCAAUUUAGGGUUAAUUUGUCGUCAUUCUGAGCGUCCCUGAGACGUAAUUGGUCAAAAAGUUGAACGUUAUAGUGACGUUAAUUUCACGACAGUGUGCUACCUGGGAUACUUCGUACCUAUUAGACGUGAAGAUGACGUCGCUUAAUGACGUCGAUUCGCUGUGACAUAUUGACGUCACAUUUACGUC
Messenger RNA from Harmonia axyridis, 825 nucleotides. RefSeq lists its product as uncharacterized. The record is from RefSeq and is a predicted model, not a curated record. Lineage: Eukaryota; Metazoa; Arthropoda; Insecta; Coleoptera; Coccinellidae. The transcript has 3 exons. The coding region runs from base 171 to 530 and encodes 119 amino acids.